Messenger RNA from Ochotona princeps (American pika), 1575 nucleotides. It is a transcript of the gene MRS2, whose product is annotated as magnesium transporter MRS2. Gene Ontology annotation, molecular function: magnesium ion transmembrane transporter activity. The record is from RefSeq and is a predicted model, not a curated record. The transcript has 11 exons. Gene Ontology annotation, cellular component: mitochondrial inner membrane. Gene Ontology annotation, biological process: mitochondrial magnesium ion transmembrane transport. The coding region runs from base 125 to 1423 and encodes 432 amino acids. Lineage: Eukaryota; Metazoa; Chordata; Mammalia; Lagomorpha; Ochotonidae.
CUGUGCGCAGGCGCAGCACCCGGCGGCUGCGCUGGCGGGGUCGUGGGGAGCGUAGUUCCCACCGCGCCGUCACCGUACGGCAUGACGGCCCGGGCUCUGGCUGCGGUGUGCAUCCUCCAGCGCCAUGGCGUGCCUGCGGAGCUUGUGCCGGCGGACCCUGUGGACCCUGGUCUUGGGCCCGGCUCCUUCCAGCCGCUCCUCUGUGUGCUACGGCCGCGCGGCCGACCUGGGGCGCAGCCGGGCUGCUUCGCUUUGCGCGCCCCGCCAGCUCCAAGCGGCAGGUGAAAUGCGCCGGUUUAGAACGUCUGAUGCGUCUCAAGCUACCUUAGCCAGUGUGUCUCCAGUGUUUACUGUGACAAAAUUUGACAAAGACGGGAAUGUUACUUCCUUUGAAAGGAAGAAAACAGAAUUGUAUCAAGAGUUAGGCCUUCAGGCCAGAGACUUGAGGUUCCAGCACUCAAUGAGCAUCACCACCAGAAACAACAGGAUUAUCAUGAGAAUGGAGUAUGUGAAAGCUGUGGUAACUCCAGAGUGUCUUCUGAUACUGGAUUAUCGUAACUUGAAUUUAGAGCCAUGGCUGUUCCGGGAACUCCCUUCACAGCUGGCCGGAGAGGGUCAGCUUGUCACGUAUCCAUUACCUUUUGAGUUCAGAGCAAUAGAAGCACUCUUGCAAUACUGGAUCAACACUCUUCAAGGGAAACUCGACAUUCUGCAGCCACUGAUCCUUGAGACACUGGAAGCUUUAGUGGAUCCCAAACACUCUUCUGUAGACAGAAGCAAACUGCAUGUCUUACUACAAAAUGGCAAAAGCCUUUCAGAAUUAGAAACAGACAUUAAAAUUUUCAAAGAGUCGAUUUUGGAAAUCUUGGAUGAGGAAGAAAUGCUGGAAGAGCUCUGUCUGACAAAAUGGAGUGACCCACAAGUAUUUGAGAAGAGCAGUUCCGGGAUUGACCACGCAGAAGAGAUGGAGCUCUUAUUGGAGAACUACUACCGCUUGGCUGAGGACCUCUCCAACGAGGCUCGAGAGCUCAGGGCACUGAUCGAUGACUCGCAGAGCAUCAUCUUCAUCAACUUGGACAGCCACCGUAAUGUGAUGAUGAGGUUGAACCUGCAGUUGACCAUGGGAACCUUCUCUCUCUCUCUCUUUGGACUAAUGGGAGUUGCUUUUGGAAUGAAUUUGGAAUCAUCCCUUGAAGAGGACCAUAGAAUGUUCUGGCUGGUUACCGGAAUCAUGUUUAUGGGAAGUGGCCUCAUCUGGAGACGUUUGCUCUCCUUCCUCGGACGACAGCUGGAAGCUCCCCUGCCUGCUGUGAUGGCCUCUUUACCCAAGAAGACCCCGCAGGCCGACAGGAGGAUGGAAGUGCGAAGCAGCCCACGGCCAGAUGGACUUGCAGCAAACCGGAGCCUCCUCCCAAACCGCUAGGAACAGCCCUGUGGCUCCUGAAGGCCUUCUCGUGGCAGUCACAGAGCUUCCCAGACUGCUAGUCCAUGGAUUCAGAUACUUGGAGGUUAUUAAUCAUGCGUACUUGUAUCUAACGAUGAAGGCAGUAAAACGGUCAGCAGAAACUGAUGGCU